Molecule: messenger RNA, 1647 nt
Organism: Calliphora vicina (urban bluebottle blowfly)
Lineage: Eukaryota; Metazoa; Arthropoda; Insecta; Diptera; Calliphoridae
Product: G-protein coupled receptor Mth2-like
Exons: 7
Coding region: 1-1569 (522 amino acids)
Biological process (GO): cell surface receptor signaling pathway; G protein-coupled receptor signaling pathway
Cellular component (GO): membrane
Molecular function (GO): G protein-coupled receptor activity
Source: RefSeq, a predicted model, not a curated record
AUGCAUUUUUCCAUAUUGUUGGUUCUCUUAACAUGGCAACUUUAUAUCAACGUUCCAGCAACAUCAGCUCUUGACGAUAAUAAUUACGAGAAAUGUGACUUUGAAAACACAGUAAAUUUAACCGAUCAACAGAAAUACGAAAACGGUUCUUAUGUGUAUCAAGGCAUUUUAAUACCAACCGAAAAACAGCAUUUAUAUGAUUAUCAUUUAAAAUUUCUAAGGGCCCGGGAAACAGUUCCCCAGCAUCUGAGAGGUUGUGUUUGUGAGGAUCGACCCUGCAUGAAAUUGUGUUGCAAAGACGAUGAGUAUUUCAAUGACACGGGGAAUACAAGUAAAUGUGAAAAAUUAACUGCUGAAAUGAAAGUUUCUUGGCAAUUGCCGAUAGAACUGAAAGGUGGAAAAACUAAAAUAGUGAAUAUAUUCAAACAUUUUACCAUUCAAGUGGGUUUACCUUCCGAAAAGAUAAAGGCCAUAGAUAAUACGGUAGAAAAAUGGAUGCUGCAAUGGAAUGGAAUUUUAUAUAUUUUGACUGAACAAACAGGUCUCGACACUUUGAACUAUUGUUAUUCACCACGCUUGCGAGACAAUUCUUCUGAAUACAUACUUUCACCAUUUAGUUUUCAAAUUGAGAAUCUGCUCACCUGGAGACUACUCUUAAAUACAUAUGCCAUGGCCAUUUCAGUAUUAUUUCUAAUACCCACCAUACUGGUGUAUUUAGUGUUAAAGGAAUUGAGAGGAAAUAUGAGUGGAAAACUCUUGAUUUGUUAUCUUUCGUCCAUGACCAUGCCCUAUGCCAUUAUUAGUUCAAUAAAUAUCUUUAAAUUACGUCUUGAUGUUUUACCAUGCAGUUUUCUGGGUUUCACUUCUUACUUUUUCUUUAUGGCGGCCUUUUUAUGGUUAAGCGUUUUAUGUUUUGACAUCUGGAGGAAUUUCAAAGAAAGCUAUGUUGAGUUGAAUUCGAAAAGGAAUCGUAAACAGUUUAUUUUGUAUUCCCUUUAUGCCUGGUUGAGUGCUGGCUUGGCAACAUUUUGCAUUAUUUAUAUACAACUAUCGCCGAAUAUAGAUGAGAUUUAUAAGCCGGGAAUUGGUGUAGAAAUGUGUUGGUUGAAUACUGAAAAAUGGUCGGCCGCAGUUUACUUUUAUGGUCCUAAUCUAGCCAUUUUACUUUUCAAUUUUGUAACCUUUGGUUAUUUAACGGCUAGAAUCUAUAAGGUGCGACGCAAUAUCGCCAGAAUUUCACACAAAGAGAAAUUCUUUCAAGAAAAUGCAAUUGUGAUUUUGCGUUUGUUCCUAAUCAUGGGCAUUUCAUGGCUUUUCGAUAUUAUAUCCUACUGUAUGCGUGAAUAUGAAGAAUGGGAUAAUUUUUUUGUCUUAUCGGAUUUUGUCAAUGCCAUUCAGGGAGUUUUAAUAUUUUCGUUGUUUGUGCUGAAACCAAAAGUUUUGAAGCUUUUGAAGAAGAGAUUUCAAAAGGACCCAGCUAACAUGCCGCAAAGUAGUGUCUGUACAGUCACCACUAAUUUUUCGAUACUACAAAGUUCAUCUUCCUUGCAAGCCGCAGUAACGCCUUAGAUUUCCCUAAUUUUUCUAGGUUUGUUAGUUUAGAAAUUUCAAAACAAGUUUAUUAAUUUUGAAAAUUCUAGAAGAACC